This is a messenger RNA of Seriola dumerili (greater amberjack), 377 nucleotides long. RefSeq names its product transferrin receptor protein 1-like. Lineage: Eukaryota; Metazoa; Chordata; Actinopteri; Carangiformes; Carangidae. The record is from RefSeq and is a predicted model, not a curated record. The transcript has 5 exons. Gene Ontology annotation, biological process: intracellular iron ion homeostasis; iron ion transport. Gene Ontology annotation, cellular component: external side of plasma membrane. The annotation marks the transcript as partial.
AUGGAUUCAAGCCAAGGAGGACGAUUGUGUUUGCUAGCUGGACUGCUGGAGAAUAUGGGAGCGUUGGCGCCACCGAGUGGUUGGAGGGUUAUCUGUCUUCUCUGAACAUGAAAGCCUUCUCCUACAUCAACCUGGACGGUGUUGUAACAGGUCGUAGUGGAUUUAAAGUAGCAGCCAGUCCCUUGAUGCACGGCCUGAUCGAGAACACUCUGAAAGAGUUGAACUUCGGCAAGGAUCAGUCUCUCUUUACUCAAUUUGGAAAGGGCAACUGGGAAUCAGAUGUGUUGGAGCCUCUGAAGUUGGAUAACGCUGCAUAUCCUUUCCUGGCCUUCUCUGGCAUUCCCUCAGUCUCAUUUAGAUUCACCUCUGGUAACUCA